UCUUUCUCCUGCUCAUUUCUUUGUUUCCAACUAAAGAUUUUGUUAAACCACAUCAUCUUACUGCUACGGGAAUCAAGCUAUAUAAAAUGCCAAGGAGUGCCCUCUUGAUCGACAUUAGAAGACAGGCAAUCAAGAUAAAGAAAAUGCCAAGGGGAGCCGGCUUGACUGACAUUAGAAGACAGGCAAGAAUUUCAUCCCCAUAUCAUAUAACAGCCUCUCAAAAAGGUCAUGAUGAGAGACAUGAUUCGUCCAUAAUUGCACCUCGCGUAAGGUUAAUUAAUAUUAGAAUACAGGCUAGAGAAGUGACAAAUACAUCUCCAGCAAUUCCUAAAGACGCUAAGAGCUGUUUCAGUAAAUCCUGUUUGAUGAACAAUUCACUGUGGAGUAGUAAGAGUAUGUUACGGGCAAUCAACCAUAUGAUUUUGGGCAGUCGGACUCUGGGUAAAGGUAGAGGAUGAGGAAACUUUAUAUUGGUUUCAUCUCAGGGGCGGAGAUUUCAAAUUGGCUCUUAAGAAUGCAUUUACGAAUGCCAAAACUGUUUCGGAUGCAAAGAAAGGCUUUAAGUAUAUGGCUGGGUCGGAUAGAUCCGUUUAUCUAUAACUAUAUUAUAAACUUAAUUUUUUACUUUAAUAGUUAUGCUAUUGAUUGUAAAUUUGAUGUCAGAUGCAUAGUUGUGAGUACCUUCAUAUGCGUACAUCUAUAUAUAUCACAUCUCUUUAUUUA
This is a messenger RNA of Papaver somniferum (opium poppy), 723 nucleotides long. RefSeq lists its product as uncharacterized. The transcript has 7 exons. The record is from RefSeq and is a predicted model, not a curated record. Lineage: Eukaryota; Viridiplantae; Streptophyta; Magnoliopsida; Ranunculales; Papaveraceae. Bases 87 to 458 code for a protein of 123 amino acids.